Messenger RNA from Penaeus indicus, 3050 nucleotides. RefSeq lists its product as uncharacterized. The record is from RefSeq and is a predicted model, not a curated record. Bases 1 to 2976 code for a protein of 991 amino acids. The transcript has 5 exons. Lineage: Eukaryota; Metazoa; Arthropoda; Malacostraca; Decapoda; Penaeidae.
AUGAAAUCAACGCGUAGCAGAUGUUAUAUAAAGCUCACUGGAAACACACUCAGCGUCGUGAUCGGGCGAGAUAGCACAGAAGAGUCCAUUCGCAGCUUAGGCCCAUAUACUCCUUGUAAGGGGACCCAGAGAAACAGCAAGAGUCAGACGACGGCGGCGUGCGGCCUGAAACUGCUCUCAGGACCCGACCUCCUGCCCAUUUCUCAGGAUUCAUUAAGGCAAGGCGAGGAAACUAAAAAAAAAGGACUAUUAUAUACUGUCAAGGGAGCAGAAAAGCGCAAAGGCAGAGACGCAGAAUAUUAUACUCAGUCUGCAAUGUUGAGAUGGCUCUGUUGCCUGCGCGAGGAGGACAACACACAGUCCUUUUGGUGUGUGUGUUGCACAAAGGAAACAUACCGAGAGCUUGAAGAGGGAGAAGAGAGAGCAGAGAGAGAUGAGGGAGAAGAGAGAGCAGAGAGAGAUGAGGGAGAAGAGAGAGCAGAGAGAGAGGAGGGUAAGGAGAGAGAAAAGAAAGAGGAGAAAUUGGGGUCUUCGCUUGUCGAGACGUGUUCCUCGGAUUCCGAUAUUCGUCAAUCCGGCGACGAAGAGAGUGAAUCGCGCGGGUGGUCCGGUACCCACGAGUGCCAGUCCUCGAGCGGUGUUGACGCAGGCGAAGGAGGAGGAGGAGGAGGAGGCUCCUGGUGUUGUGCUUUCGAAGAUGAACAACGUUGCUGCCGUGGGGAAUCAGGAACGCCACAGUCAGCAAGCAAAGCCAGAUCAGCCAGCGUGCUUUUCGAGGCCGGAGAUGAGGUCCGUGGAAAACAGUGGGACGACCGCCUGCACGCUCACGAUUCAGAGGUCGACACAAGAGCGGACGACCGACAGUCCUGUCACGGUGGCGAUUUACUAGAACGAAAAGCUUCGUACUGGGCAACGUUAGAUCAACAGAACUCGUUCACUGACUCUGAAACUUAUCAUUCUCAUUACAGAGACAGUCCAGUCGACUCAGAAAGUCUGGACAAGGACGAAAUCUCAAGCCAGAAUCAAUCUGCAUGUCAUAAACCUGAUGUUCAUGAUUCUUAUGACGAAUCGGAACACCACAACCCUGAGCAUGGUGGUGAUUUUAAUGGCAAUGAGUCCCAGAAUCGACAGUCUAUAAGUGAAGACGUCGAGUAUCAUCAAUCGCUGUGUGAUGUACCUGAAUAUAGUCAGCGUUACGAAAGAAUGCGACUACAAUUUGUCGAAGAUUACUUUUACGACAAAGGUGGUCAGCAUUUACAAAAGGACGGGGACCUCUCGUGUCAAGAACCUUCAGUUGAAGAAAGAUAUGCGUAUCGCCAAGCCCAUCUUGAGGGCGCCGAACACGAAACGCUGGUAUACGUUGACUCUGAGAACUGCACAGAUUACAGUGAUCAUUUGCUUCGAUGUACAUCCUCUAAUACUAACACAAUAGGCCGACGGUAUGAUGAAGUUCUUGAAGAGCUAGAAGCCGAGAAUGAUACUUUCAAAGAUCAGAAAUCGGAAUCCAGUGGCUCGGAGGACGUCGCAGAAUGCGGCGAUCACCUACAACGCCACAGUUGCUCGAAUGGCAGCACGAAACGCGGGCAGAACAAGGUCGAAUUCAGAGAUCAGCAGUCCUUUGCCGAAGAGUCUGGGGCUCAAACAUUUGAGUAUCGUGUCCCUGAAUGCGGUGAACCUUUAUAUGUUAAAGAAUCCAGUGAUGAAGAUUCUGAUGAAUUUCCUAGAAAUGAAACUGCUGCAUAUGAUGACUUCAUAGACGACACAGAGGAUGAUGAAUAUUUUCAGAAUAAUUCAUUAUAUAUCAGCAGAACGAAACAAAAGCAGAAUGUUAACAAACUUAAAGCACAAACGUUCCAGCACAGUGAUAACAGAACUACAGUAAACCAGAGACAGAAUACUAGUAACAGGCCCCAAAAGACUAGACAGACUGAGGGAUCUUCAGGCGACCGUAGAGCGCAGAAGAAUGCAGCAGAGAAGGCAGUUGGUCGCGUUCCUAAAGUUAUACUCACCAAGACUGUGGAGGUGACAAUAGCUCGGCCGCACAAGAUUAUGUCCAAUACUGGGAUCCUGGAGGUGGAGAGCAACAGGAUCACAGGCAGCAAGGCUAAAGUUUUCUUCCAUAGGGACACGCUCUACCUCAAUCAGAAGAAAGUUGAAGACGGGAAGCCCCUCUCGAUGCUUCUGGGGAAGCAGAAUCAGCAGUGGGGCUGCGUGGCACGGGCCUUCCCCAUGAAGAAUGGCUCCUGCAGGAAGAUCGCCGGCGUUGAAGUCCAUCUGAUAGCCAGCCUGGUGUGGGUGGGCGACAGACCUUCGUCGGCUGACGUCAGAAAAAUGUCCCGAGAAAAGAAGCCCGGCCCCCAGUCGGAGCAGAGCCGCCGGCAGCCUCGUGAAGCUGGAAGGCUGUCCCGGGAAAAGAAGCCGCGCCCCGAGUCGAAGCAGAGCAGCCGGCAGCAUCCUCAAGCAGGAGGCACUGCGCAGGCCAAAGAAGGAAAUGAUACCCUGGAGACGGACUUGGCGGACAGUGCUUCUCCAAAAUCCGAAAUGGUGCGAGGUAGAAUCAGCGGAGUCACAGCGUCGUACGCUGUGCUGCAGAUGCCCAACGGCGCUUACGCGAACUUCCGGACAGAUCAGUGCUUUCUGUACGGCGUGUGUCUGCAGGAGGUGCAACUGUCAGAAGUUAUACCUGAGGGAACGGAAGCUGAAUACGAGAUGUGCGAGGGCCUGAAGGACCUGAAGGGGGUGUGGGUGGGCGGCAGCGCGCUUCUGGAACCCUCCGAGCUGUACGCCAGGCUGGAAGCUUGGUGCAAGGAGCACGGAGUUCCUCACAGGACGGCGGCCUCGCUGCUGUGCAUGGCGGGAUGGCUACCAGUCGACCUGGAACCUGUAGCUGACCUGCAGCCCUGGAAAGAGAUAGUCGAGGUGAGCAGCCCAGCCAUUCGUUGGAAAACCGCGGGCAAGCACAAGCACAAGCGUUAAUAAGACCCUGUUCUUCGAGACGGCCGCUGCGGUGGUUCUCAAGAGGCGAUUCUCGGUCCAGUUUUGGUAAUAAA